Molecule: messenger RNA, 1566 nt
Organism: Verticillium alfalfae VaMs.102
Lineage: Eukaryota; Fungi; Ascomycota; Sordariomycetes; Glomerellales; Plectosphaerellaceae
Product: monodehydroascorbate reductase
Exons: 2
Coding region: 1-1566 (521 amino acids)
Cellular component (GO): cytoplasm
Molecular function (GO): 2 iron, 2 sulfur cluster binding; flavin adenine dinucleotide binding; oxidoreductase activity, acting on NAD(P)H
Source: RefSeq, a predicted model, not a curated record
AUGGCGGCCACCGAGUACAAGCUCAAGUCCGUCUCCUCCCUCGACCUUCGCCCUGGCGAGAAGCAUGAGGUCGAGGUCGAGGGCAUCGAGGGCGGCAAGGUCCUGCUCGUCAACGCCGGCGGCAAGAUCCAGGCAGUCGGCUCAAAGUGCACCCAUUACGGCGCGCCCCUCGUUAAGGGCGUCCUGACCACCAACGGACGCCUGACCUGCCCGUGGCACGGUGCCUGCUUCAACGCGAAAACAGGCGAUGUCGAGGACGCCCCGGCCCUCGACGCGCUGCCCGUCUUCAACGUCACCGAGCGUGACGGCGCCGUCUACCUGACCGGCGAGGAGGCUGCCAUCAAAGGCAGCCGUCGCAAGCCGAACUUUAAGUGCCGUUCUGCCGCCGGGGCUGGCACCGACAACAAGGUUGUCAUUGUCGGCGGUGGCUCUGGUGCGCUCGGUGCCGUCGAGGGCCUGCGCAACGGCGGCUUCGACGGUCCCAUCACCAUCAUCUCCAAGGAGGGCUACCUGCCUAUCGACCGGCCCAAGCUGUCCAAGGCCCUGCUGACCGAUCCCGAGAAGCUGCAGUGGCGCGACGCCGCUUGGUAUGAGAGCGGUUCCGUCGAGAUUGUCAACGACGAGGUGACCGACGUGGACUUUUCCGGGCGCACUGUCACCACCAAGAACGGAGGAAAGCACGCCUACGGAAAGCUUGUACUCGCCACGGGUGGCACGCCGAGGAACCUGCCGCUGCAGGGCUUCAAGGUCCUAGAGAACAUCUUCACGCUGCGCACCAUCCACGACACGAAAAAGAUCACGGCGGCCAUUGGCGACAAGGGCAAGAAGAUUGUCAUUGUCGGCUCGUCGUUCAUCGGCAUGGAAGUCGCCAACGCCACAGCCAAGGACAACAAUGUCACCGUCAUCGGCAUGGAGAAGGUGCCUCUUGAGAGGGUUUUCGGCGAGAAGGUUGGCGCUGGCCUGCAAAAGGGUCUCGAGGGCAACGGCGUCAAGUUCUACAUGUCGGCCGGUGUCGACAAGGCCGAGCCCUCGGCAUCCGACCCUUCCAAGGUCGGUUCUGUACACCUCAAGGACGGCACGAAGCUCGAGGCAGACCUCGUCAUUCUUGGCGUCGGCGUCGCGCCCGCCACGGAAUUCCUGCAAGACAACAAGGUCCUCCGCCUCGAGAAGGACGGUUCCAUCCAGACGGACGAGCACUACUCUGUCACGGGCCUCAAGGAUGUCUACGCCGUCGGCGAUAUUGCGACCUUCCCCUACCACGGCCCGGGCGGAGACGGCAAGUACACACGCAUCGAGCAUUGGGAUGUCGCUCAGAACGCCGGUCGCACAGUCGCCAGCCACAUCAUCAGCGCCUCGGUCAAGCAGGAGGUCUCGAUCCCCAUCUUCUGGUCGGCCCUGACAGCGCAGCUGCGAUACUGCGGCAACACGGCCGGCGGUUGGGACGACGUGGUCAUCCAGGGCAACGUCGAGGAGAACUCGUUUGCCGCCUACUACUGCAAGGGUGACACGGUCGUCGCCAUGGCUUCCAUGGCCAGGACCCAGCCAUGGUACAGUCUGCUGAGCUGA